Molecule: messenger RNA, 390 nt
Organism: Staurois parvus
Lineage: Eukaryota; Metazoa; Chordata; Amphibia; Anura; Ranidae
Source: the annotation of a GenBank genome assembly
GAGAAAUUUGAAAUUAUGAACUUGGAGAUCAAAUCUGGAGAAGGCCUGAAGCUGAAGGGAAAGCUCCCAGAUGAUGCCAAGAACUUUUCCUUCAAUUUGGGACGCAGCGCCAGUGAUAUAGGUUUACAUUUUAACCCACGCCUACAUGAAAAUGUAAUUGUAUGCAACUCCAAAAGAAGCAACAACUGGGAAUCAGAACAAAGAAGUGGACACAUGUGUUUUACUCCGGGGACAGAUGUCAAGUUCUCAAUCAAGUUUGGUGGUGACAAGUUUGACGUGAAGCUUCCUGAUGGUCAUGAAAUCUCUUUCCCCAAUCGCCAUGGCUAUGAUAAACUUACAUACCUCUCAGUCAAAGGGGAUUUCAAAGUGACUUCAUUUAAAUAUGAAUGA